Messenger RNA from Theobroma umbraticum, 1921 nucleotides. RefSeq names its product alpha/beta-Hydrolases superfamily protein. Lineage: Eukaryota; Viridiplantae; Streptophyta; Magnoliopsida; Malvales; Malvaceae. Gene Ontology annotation, biological process: lipid metabolic process. The record is from RefSeq and is a predicted model, not a curated record.
AUGGCGAUGUUAUUGGAAGACAUAGUGCAGUCGGUGGAGAUGUGGUUGAAGCUGAUAAGGAAACCUCAACCUUACGUUGACCCGGACCUCGACCCGGUUUUAUUAGUUCCGGGAAUUGCUGGGUCAAUUUUGAAUGCCGUGGAUGGUCAGAAUGGGCAAGAAGAGCGGAUUUGGGUUCGGAUUCUCGGUGCCGAUUAUAAGUUUCGGACCAAGCUGUGGUCUCGCUUUGAUCCUUCUACUGGUAGAACCGUGUCCUUAGAUCCAAGCACAAGUAUUACAGUUCCUGAAGAAAGAUAUGGACUUCAUGCCAUCGAUGUCUUGGACCCUGACAUGAUCAUUGGACGUGAGUGUGUUUAUUAUUUCCAUGAUAUGAUUCUUGAAAUGAUCAAGUGGGGUUUUCAAGAAGGGAAAACCCUUUUUGGCUUUGGUUAUGACUUUCGGCAAAGUAACAGAUUGCAAGAAACAUUAGAUCGUUUGGCAGCAAAAUUGGAGUCAGUGUACAAAGCUUCUGGAGGGAAAAAGAUAAACAUCAUAAGUCAUUCUAUGGGGGGCCUUCUGAUAAAAUGUUUCAUGGGCCUUCACAGUGAUAUUUUUGAGAAAUAUGUGAAGAAUUGGAUUGCAAUUGCCACACCUUUUCGCGGUGCACCUGGGUAUAUUGCUUCUACCUUUCUAAAUGGAAUGUCAUUUGUUGAUGGGUGGGAACAGAACUUUUUCAUUUCAAAGUGGAGCAUGCAUCAAUUGCUGAUUGAGUGCCCGUCGAUAUAUGAGUUAAUGGCUUGUCCGCAUUUCCACUGGCAACAUAUUCCACUUCUUGAGAUCUGGAGGGAGAAACAAGAUUGUGAUGGUGACCCUCGGAUUAUUCUAGAGUCCUAUCGCCCAGGAGAAAGCAUUGAUAUUUUUAAGGAAGCUCUUUCAGGCAAUUUGGUCGAUUAUGAUGGGGAGAUUAUUCCAUUACCUUUCAAUUUGGAGAUCUUGAAAUGGGCUAAAGAGACACAGAAGGUGUUGUCUCAUGCUAAGGUUCCUUCUGGAGUUAAAUUCUACAAUAUAUAUGGGAUCAAUCUUGAGACACCACACAGCAUUUGCUAUGGCAGUGAGGAGACACCUGUCACAGAUCUACAAGAUUUACGGUUUUUUCAGCCCACAUAUGUAUGUGUCGAUGGUGAUGGAACAGUUCCAACAGAAUCAGCUAAGGCUGAUGGACUCCAUGCUGAAGCAAGGGUUGGAGUCCCUGGUGAGCAUCGGGGAAUUCUUUGUGAACCUCAUGUAUUUCGAAUUCUCAAGCACUGGUUGAAGGCAGGUGACCCAGACCCGUUCUACAACCCAAUAAAUGAUUAUGUGAUUUUACCAACAGCAUUUGAAAUGGAAAGUCACCAAGAGAAAGGCUUACAAGUUACAUCAUUCAAAGAGGAAUGGGAAAUUGUUUCUGAAGAUCAAGACAAUCUUGACGAUGUGGCUGGUAGGAAGCCAUUUGUUAGCUCGAUAUCUGUUUCACAAGGGGGAAAUCAGCAAUCUGCAAGGUCUGAGGCUCAUGCAACUGUUAUUGUUCAUCCGCAGAAUGAGGGUAAGCAACACAUUGAACUAAAUGCCAUAAGUGUGUCCGUUGAUGCUUAGAAUUGAAUUAUUGAACUCAAUGAAAGGGCCAAGUAAAGUCUUGUUCUGUGUAUCUUGUAUAUUAAGAGCUAAUGACUUUGAACUUGAACCAUGGUAUAAAUGCACUUGUACAUAGCUAUGGUAGAAAAUAAUGUAAUAAGCAGUGAUAAAUUGUUCAACUUUUGUAUGGUGGUAUCGGAGCAAUGGUGUUAGAAAUAGUUUGCAAUGCCAAAGUGGAGCCCUGUAUGUCUGAAGUGAAGGGCAAAAAUGUGGAAAACUGUGGUUUUUGGAACAACUUAAAUUAAAUAUGUUGGAAUUUGCUUCGAUCAUA